Closterium sp. Naga37s-1 is the source of this 1875-nucleotide messenger RNA. The record is from the annotation of a GenBank genome assembly. Lineage: Eukaryota; Viridiplantae; Streptophyta; Zygnematophyceae; Desmidiales; Closteriaceae.
AUGCCGCGAGGGCCGGCGAAUUACGCGCCGCUCACCCCGCUGACAUUCCUCGAGCGCGCGGCGCGGGUCCAUCCCGACUCGCCGUCCGUGAUCUACGGCCGGCGGCGCUUCACGUGGGCGCAAACCUUCCUCCGCUGCUGCCAGCUCGCCGCGGCGCUGGAGCGCGCGGGCGCGCGCAGAUACGAGCGCGUGGCGGUGCUUGCGCCCAACGUGCCCGCGGCGUACGAGGCGCAGUUCGGCGUGCCGCUCGCGGGCGCCGUGCUCGUGUCCGUCAACGCGCGCCUCGAUGCCGCCUCCGUCGCGCGCAUUCUCGCGCACAGCGAUAGCAAGAUUCUCCUAGUGGACCAACACUUGGCGUCUCUCGCGCUCUCCGCGCUCGCCCUCCUUCCCACGGCCGCCACUCCCGCCCAAACAGCCCACGUCCGUCCAAAAAUCGUGGUUAUAGAGGACAAUGAAGUGCAGUCGUCUUCUGACAUGGCGGAUCCGGGUGGCGAGCAGGCGGAUACAGAGGGGUUGGGAGCGGUGGGGGAGUAUGAGGAAUGGUUAGCAGCUGUGCCCUGCGUUGGGCCUGACCCAAUAGCCAUCAAUUACACCUCAGGCACCACGUCAGCACAGCCCAAGGGCGUGGUCUACUCCCACCGCGGCGCUUACCUAAACGCGCUAAGCGCCGCACUUAUGGUGCAGCUGCGCACGCACGCGGUGUUCCUGCUCUCCGUCCCGCUUUUUCAUUGCAACGCGUGGUGCUUCUGCUGGUCGCUGCCGGCUGUCUCCGGCACAGGUGUGCUUAUAAGGAAUGUGAGUGCUCGCGCGAUUUUUGCAGUGGUGGCGGAGAGAGGGGUGGAGGUGAUGGUGGGGGUGCCGGUGGUGCUGAAUCUGAUGGUGAAUGCUGAUGAGGAGGAUAAGGCGUUGCUGGGAGCGAGGCGAGGAGGGAACGAAGAGGAAAGAGGGGAGGUGGAGCAGAUAGGGUGGGGUAACAAUGAGCAGCAGCAUGGGGUAACCAGCAGGAUAAGCAACAGGGUUACCAAGAGGGUUACGGUACUGACAGGUGGUGCCCCUCCCCCAGCAGCCAUAUUGGCUCAAAUGGAACAGCUAGGCUUCGACGUUAUCCAUUCGUAUGGAUUAACAGAGACAUAUGGCCCGGCUAUGUUCUGUGACUGGAAACCCCACUGGGACUCUCUUCCCCUGACCGACCGCGCGAGAAUCAAAUCUCGGCAGGGCGUGCGGCACAUCGGGUUGCAGACUGCUACAGUGGUUGAUAAUAGGACGCUCCGGCCCGUGCCUAUGGACGGUGUGACUAUAGGCGAGGUGGUGUUUCGAGGGAAUACAGUUAUGCGGGGGUAUUUACAUGUGAGGGAGGAGACAGCUGCUGCGUUUGCGGGUGGGUGGUUCCACUCGGGAGAUCUGGCCGUGGUGCACCCAGAUGGGUAUGUGGAGAUUAAAGACCGUUCUAAGGAUAUAAUCAUCUCUGGAGGGGAGAAUAUAAGCAGUAUUGCUGUGGAGGGGGUGUUGUACCGGCAUUCUGCAGUGAUGGAAGCAGCAGUGGUGGCUAGACAUGAUGAUAAAUGGGGUGAAACACCCUGUGCCUUUGUGGGCCUCAAACCUGGUUACACGGUUACCGGUGGAGCUGCGACUGAUGGUGCAACUGAUGCUGCCAGUGCAGGAGGGGUUGAGAAGGUGGGAUCUGGGCAGGUGGUAUCUGAGGAAGAUAUCAUUCUGUUUUGCCGAGAGCAUCUGCCACACUUUAUGGCACCCAAGAGCGUUGUUUUCGGCGCGCUGCCCAAGACUGCGACGGGCAAGAUCCAAAAGUUUUUGCUGCGGGAGAGAGCAAAGCAGCUAGGCUCGCUGCCUUGGCAGGGGCACAGGAGCAAGCUGUAA